CAGUUUUUCACUUUUACCUGCUCCCUACUGGUGACAUUUCGAAGCUACCAUUUCCGUCGUUGCCCAUUACCCAAACCCAUCUUUGAGUAGAUAACCCACCCCCGUCGCGUGCCUCCACUUCAAGCCACCACCGCCAUAGCGUCUCGACGUCUCCUAAGCCAAAUAUCCAACCACACGAGUGGUUUACUUACAAAGGCACAGAAGGACGAUAUGUGCAUAUAAAUGGACGAUAUGUACAUAUAAAUUGAUUAAAAAAAAUCAGUUGUCAAGGAUGGAACUCAUUAACUCAUGACCACAAAGGCACAAAAGAGCCAUAUGUUGGUAAAAAAACAACAUGCUCUCGUUGAGAGUCGAACUCAAGACCUCCCGCUUACUAAACGGGUGCUCUAACCAACUGAGCUACGAGAGCUGCUUGUUCAAUCCUGGUCACUAUUCUACUUAAAUUAACCCAGCAGAUGCGGGCAGUAAACCCAAAUAAUUCUUUUUGUUCUGUUGUUCAUCAUUCAGUUGUUGAACAGAACACCAGCCGCCAAAAACAUAAACAAGAUGAUGUUACGAUGUUAUCCAGUUUCAAGCAUGUUCAAACUCAAGUACAAACCUGUUGGAUUAUGGCGCAAUAGAUUGUCCAUAGUACCCUUUAUUUCUUCCAACCAUAAUAAUCUUGUUUUCCACUCAAAACCAAUUAAACUCACCGAUGACUCUCCUUUAUCUGGUGUAGAGUGUGUGAUGAUGGACUAUCUGUUUGGAAAGAGAAAGGCCACUGAAGUUGCUCACUCUAUAUGGAAACAUGUAGUCCAGAAAGGGGACGCCGUAGUGGAUGCCACUUGUGGAAACGGUCAUGAUACACUGGCAAUGGCGAAUAUGGUGGCUGAUGAAUCUUGUAGUGGCCAUGUUUAUUCUUUGGAUAUUCAAGAAACCGCGUUACAAAAUACCGCGAGUUUGUUGGAUAAAUCACUUGACCCUCAUAAGAGAGAAACGGUAGAGCUGUUCGCCACCUGUCACAGCAAAAUGGAAGAAGUUGUUCCAAGGGGCGUCACAGUGAGGCUAGUUGCAUUCAACUUAGGAUACCUUCCGGGAGGUGACAAAACAGUGAUUACUAAAUCAGAAACAACGCUAUUAGGAAUGAACGCUGCAAGCAGAAUUCUAGCGUCGGGAGGUCUUAUCAGCGUGCUGGUUUACGUGGGCCAUCCUGGCGGGAUGGAAGAGUAUGAAAUGGUGGAAGGUUUUGCGUCUGGAUUGGCGGUUAACGAGUGGAUAUGCUGCAAGCUCCAAAUGAUGAAUAGACCAUUAGCUCCCAUACUUGUUUUGUUAUGCAAGAGGUAGAAGAAGAUAUCAUUAAUCUUGGAAAAAAGGAUGGAAAUUUAAAUUAUUUUAGAUGAUGUUAUACUUGUCUUGUAGUUAUUGAACCUGUGUAAUUGCAAAUGAGUUAAAAGAGUAUUGAACACCAAAAAGUGGAGAAUUCUUCUCAUUGUAUCUUUUGGGCUAA
Molecule: messenger RNA, 1486 nt
Organism: Helianthus annuus (common sunflower)
Lineage: Eukaryota; Viridiplantae; Streptophyta; Magnoliopsida; Asterales; Asteraceae
Product: putative rRNA methylase YtqB
Exons: 6
Coding region: 547-1323 (258 amino acids)
Source: RefSeq, a predicted model, not a curated record